This is a messenger RNA of Brienomyrus brachyistius, 2598 nucleotides long. It is a transcript of the gene fgf20a, whose product is annotated as fibroblast growth factor 20a. Gene Ontology annotation, molecular function: fibroblast growth factor receptor binding; growth factor activity. Gene Ontology annotation, cellular component: cytoplasm. NCBI's taxonomy places the organism in Eukaryota, Metazoa, Chordata, Actinopteri, Osteoglossiformes, Mormyridae. Gene Ontology annotation, biological process: positive regulation of protein phosphorylation; fibroblast growth factor receptor signaling pathway; positive regulation of gene expression. The transcript has 3 exons. The record is from RefSeq and is a predicted model, not a curated record. Bases 1325 to 1948 code for a protein of 207 amino acids.
CGUCUGCUUUGAUAAAAUCAAUGGUCCCAGAAACGCCGCUCUUUCUCCGUUCACGAGGAGGUCCCGGUGCUGCGGUUUCCAGUCACCGACUAUGAAAAUCUAUUCUUUGCUUUGACUAUAUGUAACUUGGCGGAUUUACGGGAAACGGCGGCUCUGAGCGCCCAAGCCGGAGGUCCGUCUCCUUUGUGCAGGUAAUAAGUCAUCUUGCCUUGAGCAGGCAUAGCUGGUAUUGGCCCGAGUUUCUCUACUUUGAUCGCGGGCUCUUUGAUUUUUACACCACAAUUAAGAACAUGAUGUUCAAAGCAACGAGGGAUCAGGGCGCGUUUGACGUUGAAGUGACAGCGUUUGCACAGAUGUGGUGUGAUACGUUUAUGAUGGUUGUUUUUGAGUGUACCACAUAACAGCGUUAUGACAGAAAAGCGUCACACGAAUCACACCUGCUUAUGAAGUUAGGCUAAAAGGGGAAAUUUCUGUUAUUGUCCAUAGUUUGAUCCGGCAUAUUGAUGCUGUUGGACUGUUGUAUUGAGGCACGUUUUCUGUAUUAUACCUUAUGUAGAUAUUAAGAAUGUGCAUUGCUGGGUACUGGCUUGUGCAGCGAUUUGGCUUCUUGAUUAGGUAUUAUUGUAGGAUUUUCCUUCACAUGGUGGUAGUGCGUUUCGUCUUCUCCCGUCAAGGUUUACUGCACCAAAGUGCAGUGUCAGCGACUAAGACGAGCAGUUUGGAAUCGGAUCUGAUGGUGGCAGUUUCAGACAUACCCGUCCUCUGAGGUAUGUCCGCGUACCGCAGCGCCGCCCCCCGGCUCCUCUCGCCUCUUCCACCUGCCGCACGUACGAGAGGCUCUCAGCCAGUAGCACGGUCCACGCGGGCUGCAGCAACCUGUCCCCAACAAGUUCCCUAACCAGCACCGCAACGGGGUACCGAAACCCCGACCCUUAACAUCCAUGUUCUGGAAACUCUUUGACUUUUAUACGUGUAUCGGCUGCUUCGCUUUCGCUAAUCCACCUAUGCGAUGGACUGUGUGAUCCAGGUGAAAAAUUAACAUCAAAGCCGCGAGCGCAUCAAGGAUCAAGGAGUACGGUUUCAAAAGGGGAAUCUAUAAAGAGAGUCAUUAGCAUAUGUCAAGAGCAUAUUUACAUAUGCGAUGUAUAUAAACGGGAGCAGAAUCUGAGCUGUGCAUCUCACUGGCCGGGACAUCCCGCGGGACUGCAGCAGGGGGAUACCGGCUCCACGGAGAGUUGGCAUGCGCUAGGAAGCGGCUCUCAUCCGUCACGACGCCUUUUGACGACCUCCGAGACUUCACUUGCUGCAACUUUCCCCGUUUGCCAUGGCUGCCGUAGCCGAAGUGGGGAGCUUCUUCCCCGGCCUAGAUGGCUUCGCCCAGGGGUCCCAUUUCGCGAUGACGCCGGCCACGGGAAGCGCGUCCCUGUUAAGCCAUCAGCUGGUCCCGGCGGAGAGGCUGUCCAGGAGUGCCCCCGCAGACCUCAUGCACCUGAAAGGCAUCCUCCGGCGGAGGCAGCUCUACUGCAGAACUGGUUUUCAUCUGGAAAUUCUUCCCGAUGGUACCGUGCAGGGGACGAGAAAAGACCACAGCCGAUUCGGUAUCCUGGAGUUCAUCAGUCUGGCCGUGGGCAUGGUGAGCAUGCGCGGGGUGGACAGCGGCUUAUACUUGGCCAUGAACGAGCGGGGAGACCUCUACGGAUCCGAAAAACUUACCGCUGAGUGUGUCUUCAGGGAGCAGUUUGAGGAGAACUGGUACAACACGUACUCCUCCAAUAUCUACAAACAUGGAGACAAGGGUCCUCACUACUUUGUGGCUUUGAACAAAGACGGUACGUCGCGGGACGGCGCCAGAUCCAGACGGCACCAGCGCUUCACACACUUUCUGCCGCGGCCUGUGGACCCAGAUCGGGUGCCACAGUUGUACAGUGAGGUUCUGGGUCCUGGUUGAAGUAUCGCCAGCAGCACUGGAAUUCUUGAGACUCUUCUGGAACAUUCCUUCAUUUUUGUAGAUCAUCUGAUGGCAGUAGCGGGCAGUGAUAGGGGUAAUGCGUGGGACAUUCUGACCUUCGUUCCAUGUUGGCUGGUGACACAUGAAUGCUGCGGAUCCCCCUUAAGGCCAGGAUUCACUCACAUGGGAAGAGGAGGAAGAGAAGGACCCAUGGACUCUGUCCUCAUUCCCUUCCUUUAGCCCAGGAAAGUGGAGUGGAGUUUUUCACGGAGAAAUUCGACUGAAGGGUCUGCCGUGAGGGAUGGAGCAAAGGACUCUGGGAAAUCUCCCUGAGAGAGCACAUUGCAGCUGGUACCAUUUCAAAUGACUUUAUUUAUGCAUUUUUUGACAUAUAUUUAUUUUAGAUCAUUAUUUAUUUGAGAAUAUAUUUUUCACUGGUAAAUAUUCUAUAUAAAAAGUAGGUCAGUUUUGUGACACCGUCUCCAUGGGUGUCAGAGAAAUGGAGAAUUUGUUUGGUCUUGCUGAAGGCACUAUUUUCUAAAUGAUUCCUUGCAAUUCGAACUGUGUUACUGUGCCACCUCCACUGUGUGAGGACCAGCCUGGCCCGCUGCUUUCUAGAUGUUGUGAGAAGUGCAGGACACUGACUGUGG